This is a messenger RNA of Osmia bicornis bicornis, 1709 nucleotides long. It is a transcript of the gene mms4, whose product is annotated as crossover junction endonuclease EME1. Gene Ontology annotation, biological process: replication fork processing; double-strand break repair; mitotic intra-S DNA damage checkpoint signaling. The record is from RefSeq and is a predicted model, not a curated record. Gene Ontology annotation, cellular component: Holliday junction resolvase complex; nucleus. NCBI's taxonomy places the organism in Eukaryota, Metazoa, Arthropoda, Insecta, Hymenoptera, Megachilidae.
AAUUAUGGAAGUUGAAAGAUCAGAGACAUUUCAAAUUCCAAAAAGACUUUUUAUCUAUCUAUGAAAUGAUGAUUUACACGAAGUAUUUAUAUACAUAAUCCUAAUGCUUUACUAAUGUUAUUUUAGAACAAAAAUGGUUUUUAUAUAAUAAUGACAUGUAAAAUAUAAUAUUGGUAAUGUAUGAAAUUUUGACAAAAUGUCAGAAGUUAUUGUUUUAAGUGAUUCAAAUGAAUCUAAUUUAUCUAUUGAAUUAAAUGACGAGCUGAAUCAUGUUAAUGAGAAUAAGAAACAGAAAAUUUUAAUUGAUGAUACUGACUCAAAUGAUUUUGAAUUUCCUGCAGUACAGUUCUAUCAUACUGUCAAUGAGAACAGAACAUCUGCAUUAUGUGACAACAAUAGUAAAGAUUAUUUGAAUGAUUUUAAUUCUUGGAUACCAUCGUAUCAAAGCAAUAACAAACUUCCUACUACUAGCAAAAGUACAAAGGAACAUAAUGUUAAAACACAUCGUAUAUCUGACUCACCAGAUGCCUCAGAAGAUUCAGAAAAUGAUAACAAUCAGGAAAGAAGAAAAAACAGUAAGGCUACAACAAAAAAGAAUAAAAGGCAGAUCACAGAAAAAGGUGUGAAAAAGCAGAAACAAUUAAAAGAAACAGCAUUGAAAGCAAUUGCUUUAAAAAGAUCAAAGAAUAUUAAACCUGGUGAAUGCUUAAAAUUCAUAGAAGUUGUUAUUGAUAAAAAUAUUGAUAAGUAUGCUUAUAUUACAAAUAUUGUAAAUACAUUGCUUGAUGCUGAUAUAAAAUAUAGCAUUGAUACAGGAUUAACUCCAAAUGGGAUUUUAUGGAAAAGAAGUGUUGAAAAUAGUUAUCUUAAUGAAAGCAAUGAAAUAUGUACAACAACAGAUAUUGAAACAGUUAACCAAAUAUUAAUAAUUUGGAAUUGGAAUGAAGUAGUAACAAAAGUAGCAGAUGAUAGUUUUUGUGAUUCGAUUGUUAACAUUAAAGCCUCUUUAGCAGAUUACAAAAUCAUAUUAGUAAUUUUUGGUAUAGAAAAUUAUUUUACAUAUAGAAAGCAAGGGAAAAAUUCAAAUAAAAAUAAAACAAAAAGGAAUAAUACAAGCAAUAAUGAUGAACUUAAGAACUCCCCAGAAAUAUCAAGACACAAGCUUGAAAUGUGCCUUGAUGAAGUACAAAUUAUUGCUAAUUGCAAUAGCAGAUUGAUUGAUAGUCCUCAAGAUUUAGCAUUGAUGAUUUAUCAAUGUACAAAAGCUGUAGCAGAAAUACCAUAUAAGUUAGAAAAAAGUUCAAAUUUAAGAAACAAAUUUGAUUGGUAUGUGAUGGGAGAUAAUAGAAAUACUGUACGCGUGGAUAAAGAUGGAAAUGGAUUAAAAAGAGUAUGGCAACAACAACUUUGUCAGUUUAAUUUAAGUAGUUUAGAAAUUGCAGAAGCAAUUUGUUCUGUAUAUCCAAGUCCUGCAGAUUUGAUAGAAGCCUAUAUGAAUUGCACAGAUGACAAUGGAUUGAAUUUGUUAAAAGACAUUCCGAUUAGAAGAGCAGCUGGACCUCUUACAACAAUACGAAAGAUAGGCCCAGAAUUAAGUAAAAAAAUAUAUUUAAUGUUUACAUCUGAAGAUGGUGAAAAUAUUUUAUGUUAAAUAUAUUUGUAUUAGAUACUUCAGUAAACAAAUUAAUGAAUAUAAUAUAUUUAAUAAA